UUGUCUCGGAAUUAGUGAGUAGACAGAAUUAUGUCUGUGAGCUGGCCAGCACGGCUCAGUUGAGACUUACUGCUCAGAGCGUGCACACGCAUACUACGAAUCUUUCCUACUUACGCACCUCGCGCCUUCCUCGUGCGAUUAGAACUUAGUCCGCGGCUGCGGCAGGCCAAUCACGGUCCAUUUCGCUAACGCGCCUUCGUACGAAACGGUGUCGUCGUCGUCUUCUUCUUCUUCUUAUUCUUCUUCAUGUGUCAGACUUCACGCUGCGGGAGUUCCCUCGUUUGAAGAAGCGCCAGGCAGCUAGAUGACGGAAUAGCACGGAGCCGUCCGCAACGGUGACGUCUCGAAGAGCCAAGAAGAAAAAUUUCGACGUUAGCCUUCGGGGAGCCAGAAGAACACAUGCGAUUAAGACGAUCUCUCAAUCGCGUUUCUUGUUGUCAUCCUCCUCUGUGAUUCUGUGAGGUGAGCGAGAAUAUACAGAUCGCAAAUAGAGAACUAAUAUAAUCGAUAUCGAAUUUGUUUCUCAAUGGGUUUUGAGGAUUUCGCAGUGAGAAAAUCGACGAAAGAUUCCCAUAGAAGCAAAACCUAUCGAUUAUUUUCCUUCGAAAAUUUGGAGAUUAUUUGUAAGCUACAGCCGUCACGAACGACUUACGAAAUUUUCGAGGCUUGACACUUUUUUUCAGUGAAUCAUCCACUCAGAUUUAAAGUUAUUCCUGGAGAGACGUAGUCGAGCAGUUUCAAGUUAUUUCAUUUCUUGCAAGACUAUCCAAUUUUCUUUUUGGAGUGCUUCAAUCGUUUUAGUCGGAUAUAAUUCAAGUGCGUUAUAUUAUAUAAUUUCUCGGUCAAUUUUUUUUUAUCCUCUGCGAUAAUGGGCAUCAAAUGCUUCGUGCUUUUCUUAUUGUUAUCCAUCACGACCAAUGCGUGGUCUCAUCGUCAUCAUCACCACCAUCAUCAUCAUGAAUAUUAUCCGGAGCACAGAAAAGAAAGUAGUCACAUAAAUUUUGUCGAGCAAAAAUCCAACUUUGAAAACGAAGAUACUACGGAUGUUAUACAGUCAGAGUCGAUGAAGAAGAAUGAAGAAUACUCAAAGAAGAGCUUAGAUAAUAAAGGAUCAGUUCACUUCAGUGAACGGAGAUUAGAGAAAAUGUUGGAGAAGGCAAUUCUGAAGAUAAUCACAGGUGAUCUCGGCACGGCAGAGAUGCUGCUGUUGAAGAGUUUGAAUUACACGCCGGAAGAAGUACUGGCGAUUCGCGAGCGGGAACUUGAUAAGCGAAGGGAUGAAGAAUUGCGAAAAGUCGAGGAAUCCGACGGGAAAAAGUACUACGAUGAGAAUCUUUAUGGGGACAAGACAAAACAUUGGAAUUACGAUUCUAUGGAACUUGAGUCGUCUCCUCGCAAUGACCCCGACGUGGAUGUGUCGAGGAACGAGAGGAGGAAGAACCGAUACAAGGGAAAGGCCUCUUACGAGAAGGACUUCGAUUAUGAAGCUUAUAAUCGCCAGGCGGUGCUGGAUUACGAAAACUUGGCUUCCAAGCUUGAGCAGCAGCAGCAAUCGUGGUCGGAACCUGCGAGUUUUGAUUACGAGGACGAGUCGAAGAACUCCAAGGAGCAGAACCCGUCGCAGGAGAUUCAUCAGAGCUUCGACCGAGCCAUGGAGCCGCACGUGAUCUUCAAGAUCCCCUACGACGACUCCGAGUUCGAUUCCAGCUCCGGAUCUGAUGAAAAAUCGAAAUUCGUAGACAGAGACGCCCUUGUUUUGUCGAAGGGUCUGAAACAUCGCAUUCCUUCGACCUUGAGACACACGACUGCGAGGAAUGUUGCAAACUCCUUUCAUGCUUCGUCAUUGUCUACUUCUUCUUCUUCUUCGUCUGCUUCUUCUGCGGCUACUGGGCACACUCCACUUCCCAUAGUAUACCAGCUGAGGAAUUUUAAAGGCGUCAGGCCAGAUUACCUGAAGAAUCAACCUUCUUUCAGCACGACGGAGCUUCCGGAGCCUAUUAUCACGAGCACUAUUAUUACAAGUGUGACUACACCUAAUGUGACUUCGAGCACAACAGAUCUCGCCGAUUCACCGAACGGAAAUAAAUUGCCUGUCAAAGAAGCGGACAAUGCAACCAGCAGAAGAAUCAGCGAGUACGAGGGCUUAGAAUGGGUUGAGGACGACGUUUACAGGGUGAUACCGGCGUUCGCGGACUCGUUGGGCUACGACAACGCCGAGGAGGGCGAGACGUCGGAGUACGAGGAGCAAAAUCUAGGUUUCAUCCCCGAGGGAAAUGAGAACGAUACUCUGGAGUAUCAGAACGAUACACCGGAUCCAACGAAGCUCUUCGUAGCCAAUGCCAAUAUCUCCAUUGAGAAUGCGUCGCAGGCCAAUCUGACCGCCUAUCAAAAUAUCCUGCGCACUCAUCGUCAGAGAGAAAACGUAACUUCAAGCUUCGACAGUCAGGCCGAGAGGGUGCUCGAAGAUAUUAAGAGGAAGGUUCUCGUGCAAACUGGGAGAACCGAGAGACCUCCGUUCAACUUUAGCACCAUCGACACCAAUCAGGUUCAACCCAGGAAACUUGCCAUGUAUUCGCCCACUUGUCAGAUACCUCGUAACACGGAUUCUGAGGCGUGGAUGGAUCCGUUUUCGAUGAACAUGCACUUUCAAUUGAAUCUUACUUCCGACGAUUAUAUUGUCGUUGCGAGAUUGCGAAUUUUCAAGCUGCCGCAGAAAAACGUCACGACUUCCGAUUUCCGAUCUCCAAUCUCUUUCGAGGACAAUGAGGACGAUGAGAAGAAGAUCAGGAUAUCCGUUUACUACUACACCAAAUCGCUCAAGAAGCAUCGAUCAAAGAAACGACUGAUGGACUCCGUCGUGACGCCUCUGACGGCCAAAGGCGCUCCCCUGGCGCUGGACGUCAGGCACGGCCUGAGAUUCUGGCGACUGAAUUCGCGAAAUCCACAUGGCAACGGUAACAAUCACGGUUUGGUGAUUCAGAUCGAGGACCUGGACGGUCGGCCGUUAAAACCGGCUCUGUACAUCCAACAACCGUCCUGCGGUGACCACGAUUCGGAAGAGAAGGCAUCUCAGCGAUUCACACCUGCAAUUUUCUACGGAGCCUGUCCUCGUUACAUUCGCGUCGUAAACGACGAAAAAGUCACAUAUGUAAAUUGUAGGUAUUGAUGGUCAAAUUCUUGUGACCAGGAAGCGAAAGAAUUUAUUUCGAAAUAAGAAAAUUUGACUUAAACUAUAUUGUUAUCACCAUUAUUUAGAAAUACUUGCCAUUAACACGUAAAGAAACGUGUGCACUCUUAUUGUAUAAAUUCAGAGAGUCGUACAGAGAAAUAUCUACACAGAAAUACGAUAUAAGAACGAAUCCUAAAUACUGAAUUUUAAACUUUAGAAAUUAAGAAAUUCCAUAUCAAAAAAUUUUAUGAUUAAAUAAUACGACUGGCAAACAUAAAUAUAUAAACGGAGCUGCCAAGUUAAGUAUUCCGUUUUAAGUAUUUUUGUCACAGAGGAAAUGCAGUUUUUUACUUUAAUCAUCUUUUUCCAUCAAAAUUUAUUUGAACAACAAUGCAGGUUAUUGGCUUUAAAUUUAUAAUAAUAGUUUAAUUGUAAAAUAUUGAUAUGGUUUUGUAAGAAUUUUUUAUAUAGACUGUUUAUUAUUAACUUAAAGAAUUAUUUAAAUAUAUAGUAAGAUAUAUACAUAUAUAUAUAUAGAUAUAUAUAUAUAAGAGCUAAUAAUUCUUGUAUCUCGAAGUAAACUAUCUUUUAUCGUAUUAUAAUGUACAUAUGCAAUUAAGUGUAAAGUAGCAUAUCAAUGACUUUGCAUUCGCCACCGUGUCAACAUGCUCAUGACUGAUAUAGCCAAAUAAAAGUUUAGGUUUAUAUAUCUAUUUAUAUUAAAUAUAGCUAGAUUAAUUAAGGAAUCUUUUCUCCGACUCUUUAGUUAGGUAAAUCCGUAGAGAGUUUCUCUCUGCGAAAAUGUUGCAAAUUUCUAGGAAAGUAAGUCUUUCUUAUGUUUGAAAUAUUGCAACGACGUUUUACGAUACUUACAAAAUAUGUGACAAAAGAAGUGUAAUGCUUAAUGUCUUCUGCGGUGUAUAUAAUGUAUAUUUCCAUGUCAUGUUGCAAAUAAAUAAAUUCAUUUGUAGUAAGAUA
Messenger RNA from Monomorium pharaonis (pharaoh ant), 4147 nucleotides. Its product is annotated as stress response protein NST1. NCBI's taxonomy places the organism in Eukaryota, Metazoa, Arthropoda, Insecta, Hymenoptera, Formicidae. Bases 869 to 3166 code for a protein of 765 amino acids. The record is from RefSeq and is a predicted model, not a curated record. The transcript is spliced from 6 exons.